Messenger RNA from Lithohypha guttulata, 1050 nucleotides. It is a transcript of the gene THG1, whose product is annotated as tRNA-His guanylyltransferase. The transcript has 3 exons. Gene Ontology annotation, biological process: tRNA modification. Gene Ontology annotation, molecular function: tRNA guanylyltransferase activity; magnesium ion binding. The record is from RefSeq and is a predicted model, not a curated record. Bases 1 to 1050 code for a protein of 349 amino acids. NCBI's taxonomy places the organism in Eukaryota, Fungi, Ascomycota, Eurotiomycetes, Chaetothyriales, Trichomeriaceae.
AUGGCCGACGAGACUUGGACAUUCGAAUAUGUUCGACAGUUUGAAAGAGAAGAGUAUCUGCUUCCAAAUACCUGGAUCGUUGUUCGCAUCGAUGGUCGUGGUUUUCACAAGUACGUCAGCUUCACCAACCUCUGCAAGAACCCAAUACGUCUGGCUCCCCUGUGGCUUCAGGCAAGAAUAUCCAACCACUAUGGUUUUGUGAAACCCAACGACAUCAGAGCACUAGACUUAAUGAAUGCAGCCGCUCAGCAUGUACUGCACGUUUUGCACGACAUAAUGAUUAGCUAUGGUCACUCAGAUGAGUACAGCUUCGUCUUUCACAAGUCGUGUACCUUGUUCGAGCGACGAUCUGCCAAAAUUGCUAGCACGGUUGUCAGUACAUUCACGGCCGCAUAUAUUCACCUCUGGCCAAAGUACUUCGCAGAACCGGCCCCUACGGGCACCUUUCUAGCUCGUCAUUCAAAUGGUGGCGGAAGCACGAACGUUAUAGCGAUUGAAGGAAAUCCUCAAUCGCAGGAAAUAAGCCGUGAGAAGGCCGAUCUCGCUAUUUCGCAUUUACCAACAUUCGACGCUCGAUGCAUAUCAUAUCCUUCCAACCAUAACCUCAAAGAUUACCUUUCCUGGCGACAAGCAGACUGUCACAUAAACAACCUGUACAACACUACCUUCUGGGCACUUGUGCUGAAAGGAGGCAUGUCAAACACCGAAGCCGAGGAGUUCCUGAAGGGCACCUUGAGCUCUGACAAGAACGAAAUAUUGUGGUCUAGAUAUGGAAUCAACUACAACAAUGAGAAAGAAAUAUUCAAGAAGGGAAGUGUGGUACUCAGGGAAUAUAAAAUGCUUGAGCCAACGGAAGCAGCGAGACGAAUAGACAUUGACGUCGCCUCCGACCUACCGAAAGAAGACGAGCUAUCGAAGACAAAGAGGGAGAAGAUUCGUAAAGCAAGACAGAAGGCAGACGUUGUUGUUCGACACAUUGAUAUCAUCAAGGACGACUUUUGGCAGCAGAGACCAUGGUUGCUGACAGGUCAACCAGGAAGCUCUGUGUAA